AUGGCCGACCAACUGCAAGAGCAGCUCACAAACCUCGCCUGGACACUCAAGUCCCAGCUCUUCACCGCCGCCGACAUGCUCGACCGCCAAGCCGACCUCGCCGCCACGCUCAUCCGCGAGACGCUCUCCUCAACCCCCUGGCUCCCCGAAGCCGCCCGCCCACCGCCACCGCCGCCGCCGCCCCCACUGGCACGAAUCAUCCCCAGAGCGGGCAUGGGGCGGUGGGUGAAGGACAACAAGUGGGCCGUCGGCAUCGUUGUCGCAACGGGCGUCGGAAUCGGCGCGUGGGUGUACGGGAAGCGCAAGCAGCGCCGGCGCGCAGGAAGACGGGCGCGCAAGGCGGCGGACGGCGGGAGGAAGGAGGUUGUGGUGCUGGCGGGGUCGCCGCAUGAUCCGGUGGCGAGGAGUCUGGCGCUGGAUUUGGACAGAAGGGGGUUCAUUGUGUUUGUAGCUGUUAGCACGGUGGAGGAUGAGCAGGUGGUGAUUAAUGAAGGCCGCGCCGAUGUCAGGCCGUUGAAUAUCGAUAUUUUGGAUCCCGACUCGUCCCAAUCCGCAAUCGAAAAGUUCCACACCUACCUCACCACGCCCAUCCCCUCCUUCCCGGGCGCACAUCCACACCGCCUGCACUUCAGCGGCCUCAUCCUCCUCCCGACCACCUCCUACCCCACCGGCCCCCUCGAGACCCUCCCCCUCGAAUACUGGUCCGACACCCUAAACCUAAAGCUCCUCUCCCCCAUCCUCACCACCAAGCUCCUCCUCCGCCCCAUCUGCGAGACCCACGCCCGCAUCAUCCUCUGCACACCCAACAUAAUCCCCCCGCUCUCGCCGCCGUUCCAUGCCCCAGAGUGCGCAGCCGUGGCAGCGCUCCAUGGCAUUGCGGCGAGCCUCCGCCGCGAGCUGGCGCCCUCGGCGGUGAGUGUGUGUUUGAUGAAGCUGGGCACGUUUGAUACCGCUGCGGCGAUGCCCGGAGGGGGCAAGGGGGUGCAGCUGCUGAAUGCGGCGAGGGCGGAUAUACUUGGGUGGGCGCCGGGGCGAGGGCGGCGUAUGCGAGGGGGUAUGCGGCGAUGCGGGCGGGGGGCGCGGGGGGUGGGGUGA
Messenger RNA from Morchella importuna, 1095 nucleotides. RefSeq lists its product as uncharacterized. NCBI's taxonomy places the organism in Eukaryota, Fungi, Ascomycota, Pezizomycetes, Pezizales, Morchellaceae. The coding region runs from base 1 to 1095 and encodes 364 amino acids. The record is from RefSeq and is a predicted model, not a curated record. The transcript is spliced from 3 exons.